This is a messenger RNA of Phlebotomus argentipes, 2730 nucleotides long. RefSeq names its product Y-box factor homolog (gene yps). Gene Ontology annotation, cellular component: nucleus. Gene Ontology annotation, biological process: regulation of gene expression. The coding region runs from base 179 to 1057 and encodes 292 amino acids. Gene Ontology annotation, molecular function: nucleic acid binding. The record is from RefSeq and is a predicted model, not a curated record. NCBI's taxonomy places the organism in Eukaryota, Metazoa, Arthropoda, Insecta, Diptera, Psychodidae. The transcript is spliced from 3 exons.
AGGCACCUGGGUUACGGGGUGCGCAUCGACAAGCUGUCAGUGUCAAUCAUUUGUGAGACGGAGAGUGCAUUGUCGGUGGACGAGUUGAGAAUUUGGAGAGUCUGGAAGCGCGUGCGAGUGAUUUUCCAUCUUAACACUGUCACACCCGGUCAUCCCAGGUUUCCUCAUAAGCUCCUAAAUGGCGGAUUCCGAUACUCCGAUUCUGUCGUCGAGCGUAUCCGGCGAUGGCGUUGCUGCGACACAGCAAGCGCCACCUGUGCAACCGGCUACCAAGCAGGCCAAGGAAGUUGUCGCCCUAAAGGUCACAGGCCUGGUGAAGUGGUUCAAUGUGAAGAGCGGCUACGGUUUCAUCAACCGGAAUGACACCAAAGAGGACGUGUUUGUGCAUCAAAGCGCUAUCAUUCGCAACAACCCGAAGAAGGCUGUGCGCAGUGUGGGCGACGGGGAGCUCGUAGAGUUCGACGUUGUGGUAGGAGAUAAAGGCAACGAGGCGGCAAACGUGACGGGGCCCGAUGGAGAGCCUGUGCGCGGAAGUCCUUAUGCUGCUGAUAAGCGUCGCCCUUAUCGUCUCUGGUACCAGCGCAACCGAAACCGGAUUGGCGGUGAUUACUUCGGUGGGCGCAAGAAGGACGCUGUGGCGGAGGCGAGUGAAGAGAGCGAUGGCGGUCCGCAAACGCCGGCUCAGCGGCCUGUCGUGAGGCGCUUCCGGGGUCGCGGUCGUUCCCAGUACGGCGGCGGCGGCGGCGGCGGCGGAUAUUAUGAGGGAGGACGAGGUCGGGGACGUCGUGAGGUACCUGACGAGGGGCCUGAGGUGGCACGUGGUCGUGGGGCUCCACGACGCCUAUUUAGGCGCUCCUACCGUGGAGCUAUCCGGGGAGGAACGCCGCGCCGGGCUGUGCCCGAGCCUGAAGUGAAGGGUGGCGGUCCCGUCAAAAGACGCGGACGCGGAAAGUGGCGUUCAGCGGGACGCCCUAAGGGGGUCCGUGGGGGUCCCGAAGACUCCAACGCGGAUCACACAGCUCAGCUGGAUGGUAGCCCCGGCGAGAGCAGCGUCUAAAAUGUGACUAAUAGUACGCCUGUCUCCAUUCUCACGCUUAACAUAUGUGAGCAAUUAGUGUAAGAGAGAGAGGUAGUGAAGAUCAUGGGACAUUUAGUCACAAAAUUUAUGACACGACUUCAGAGUUAUCAAUAAGGAGAAAAAUUGAGGACAAACAUGUAGGGAGAAAUUAGAUUUUUGAGAUACUUCACUUACGGAUAAAACUUAUGUAGAUGUUCUUUGUUCAGGUUUUUCUCCCACUUCAUACUACUAACUUCACACUCCUUCAAAUCUCCUUAUUUUUAUUAAAUUCCCUGUUUCAAUUUAUUUUCCCCCACACGGCCACGCUUUCAUCGGUCAUUUUCCCUGUGUUGCCAAACACAGCAUUAUGAAAUCUCUGACCGCCGUAGUUGCUUGAAGUCCUCUUCCUUUAUAGGCAUGUCGCUCCUUAUACACGACAUCUUCAUCAGCAAAUUCAUGCUCUGCCGUCAAUGCCGUCUUUAUUGCCUCCAUUUUUGAAUCACUUGCAUUUGACUUUGCAGUUACCGAGCAAUCGUCACAAUUUGAAUUAAGGCAUUCGUAUUUUCCAUCCUGGAAGCUGAUGGAUCCCCUUCCCUUUCGGCUGCACCACUGCCUGCAUAUAUUUCUUUAUUGAAUUGCUUUUACAAUUCUUGCUUACGAUCCUGGGAAUCAUCCCUGAUACAAAAUUUUUUCACUCUAUAUUCCAAGUGGAAUCAAUGCACAUUGGAUUGAAUUCCUAUUUGAACAGCAAAUCAUCCUGCCUGUAAACUUCUUCAUGCGAAUUAUCACCACAUUGAUCUGCGGCUUUUCAUGAUUCCUUUUUGAUCACACAAUUCUUGCUUUCUGUGUCCACUGAAUCCAACACUGACCUCUCAUCGUCAUGCUUUUUGCCUUUCUCUUAUGAGACUUCUACCAUUGUUUCUCAUAUCGCUCUAGUCUCUCCUUAAGCUCAUCGAGCGUUUCCGCAUAAUAUAACCUCAUCUUCACCAUCAAAUCUUCAGGAAUUUCAUUGCAAAUAUGUUCACAAUUUUUACCGAAUUCAUCUGACAUGGUUAUAUCGAAAUUGUCAUCUUCAUCAUCGUAAUUAAUUCUUCGAGGCGUCUUCUUCAACGCCUCUAUUGGAAAUAAAUCCUCAUCGAGAGGAUCCUCUAAGUUUCUUCUAUCACCAAAUCACUGUGUUUUGCUCGUACUUCAAUGUCUCUACUAACACUCCGGACAGCUUUAGCACUAUUCCGGUUGAGUCUCCGCGUAGGGAGAAAUGAAUUAGAUAAAGUAUUUGUGUUUAGUUAGGUUUUGCAUCCUCUUUUUGUUCUUUUACUAACUUUACAUUUUCUCCGUACAAUUUUCAUUCUCCUGACUUCGCCUCAACAUUUUCCCCCACAUCAAUAAGGAGAAAAAUUAAGAACAUAUGUGUAGCGUAUGAGAUUCGCCUCGAAGCUGGAAAAUCAGACUUUUCCCAAAAGUGACAUUACACACAUUUAAGGCAUUUCCGCUCGAACUACCUAAGCACCACAAUAUAAUUAAUAAAUUUGGGUCACAUCCAAUUCUGUUUGCUAAUUACAAUUUGGUUUCAUUGUGACAAUGCAAGGAAAAUAACACACUAUGAAUAUGCACUUUAAAAUUAUGAUGUAUUUGAUGUAUUUUAAAUUAAAAGUACUCGAACUGCUAGAGUG